Molecule: messenger RNA, 1005 nt
Organism: Sporothrix brasiliensis 5110
Lineage: Eukaryota; Fungi; Ascomycota; Sordariomycetes; Ophiostomatales; Ophiostomataceae
Product: f-box domain containing protein
Exons: 1
Coding region: 1-1005 (334 amino acids)
Molecular function (GO): protein binding
Source: RefSeq, a predicted model, not a curated record
AUGACGACAAUGCUUGAAAGCCUAUACACUUCCCAGGGCAGUCACACUUCGCUUGUUCGUGGGGUAGACCCGAAGUCGUUCAACCCCAACGACAACUCGGCCAGUGGCAGAAACGGCCGUGUUCCUUUCCGGCCGCCACGUCGCGCCCAGUCCACCAACGACUAUGUCUACCCUUCGCCGCCUCCGCUGAUGCGGGGCGAGUCAAGGACGGUGCUCAUCCACCAGAACAGCGCCAACAACAUUCCACAGGCGGCCCUUGCGGCACCAGCGGAGGUUGCAUCAAGCGGAGAUGCCUUGAAAACGCUCGCCGCACACGGACGACCGCCGACCAUUGACGAGGAGACCGUCAGUGGCCUGGUAUCGCCGGGCGCCGUAACGCCCGUACCUACACCUACACCCCCGCCGGCGGAGAUUGGCAGAACAACGCGGCCGAAGCUGGGACCGCCUCGGCGGUCGUACUCGGUCAUGGACUACGAGCCGGUGCCACAUCACCACCGCCUGUCAGAGAACCUCGGCCUCCUCGACCUGCCCCCCGAGCUGCACUACACCAUCUUCGACUUCCUGGAUCCGAUUGACAGCACGUGCUUGGGGUUGACCAACAAGCACUUUUACGACAUCCACCGCCGCAUGCAUGGUGCUGUGCCUCUGUCGGUGCGGCGGCCGGGUCCCAACGACAUGGAGUGGGUGUGGCAUCUGGCAGGCCGGAUGAUGCACGGCGGCCACUCGGAUGCCGCCACGCUGGAGGCCACGACGAACGCGCUGGCUAUGCUGCGCGUACGGGGCCAGGCCCUGUGUCGCAAGUGCGGUGUUUCGCGCUGCGAGCUGCACAAACACAUUCAGGGCUGGAUGGGCCCCGGUUACGAGUACUGUACGGUCCGGGAGAAGUUUGGACCGGCCGCUCCCGAGGGUGCCAAAGAGUUUUGCUAUCUGAGCAACCCCAAAGACCCGCACCGCUGCGGCAGACAUCGCGUUAACAAAUCACGGCCGACGACCCCGGUGCCGUAG